AACGAUAUUGGGUAAAAGGCUUGAAAUCCGGCUUUAAAAUCUUUUAACUUAGUAUCUUCAGCCAUCAAUCAUUGAGUAUGUAUAUUGCCACAGACAGAAUUGUGUCUUGUUUGCUAAUCCUUAUGGGGACAGUUCCUGUCUAGUUUAUAUCACUGUAGGCAGUUUUUUGGCUGUGCACACUGUGCUACUUCUAAGUAAUCUAAAUGUGCUUCCAUCUUCUUUUGAUUGAUAUUGGUAAAUGAAUAACGAGGUAGAAACUGAUCUCUGACUUUGCUACCCAGUGUCAUGUGGUGAACAGCGUCCAUGUUCUCCUGGUUCUGGUCUGUCCAGAGCAACUGACCAAAGAGGGACCAACAUUGCUUCUAAGGACAUCUGCCAGCCCUACCAGCCACUCUGGAGCCAUUAGAGCAAACACCGAAGAAGACAGUGAGCUGUGAUAGUGGUCAAGUCACGGGAAACCUCUCAUCAGCUGAGGGAGCCAUGGAGCCACCAGAGGACAAGUAUGGUCGUUCCUUUGUGGAGGUGAUGAGUGAAAAGUACAGUCCAGAUAACUUUCCGUUACGCAGAGGGCCUGGUAUGGCAGUGGUGGUGGUGCCCACCCCAGCUCCUCAAGGCUCCCCUGUGAAAGACCGUCUGAACCUCCCCAUCGUUCUGGUGUUGAAUAGCUGUGGGAUCAGCAGAGCAGGAGACCGGGCUGAGAUUGCUGCUUUCUGUGCCCAUGUCAUUGAGCUGGACCUGUCUCAUAACAAUCUGCAGGAUUGGCAUGAGAUCAGUAAAAUCGUGUCCAACAUCCCCAACCUGGAGUUCCUGAACCUGAGCUCUAACCCCCUGGCAGAAAUGACCAUUGAGCCGCGAAGUGCUGAAGGCCUUUCCCGGGUCCGACGCCUCGUCCUCAACAACACCCGGGUGUCCUGGGACACCGUGAUGCUGCUCACCACGGAGAUACCGGAGCUGGAACAGUUGUUCCUGUGCCUUAAUGAGUACAGCGGUGUGAGUGCCUCCAGUGUGGUCUGCCCCACCUUGCGGCUGCUUCACAUCACCGACAACAGUCUCCAGGACUGGGCGGAAGUCCGCAAGUUUGGCACCAUGUUCCCAAGCCUAGAGACUCUGGUCAUGGCCAACAACAACUUGGUCUCCAUUGACGACAACAAGGAUAUCCUGCAACGGCUCUUCCCUAAUCUCCGCAGCAUCAACCUGCACAACUCAGGUUUCAACCGAUGGGAGGACAUUGAGAAGCUCAACUUCUUCCCCAAGUUGGAGGAGGUGCGGCUGCAGGGCAUUCCCUUACUGCAGACCUACACCAACACAGAGCGACGCAGCCUCAUGAUAGCACAGCUCCCUUCAAUAUCCCUGCUAAAUGGCAGUGUUGUGACUGAUUGCGAGAGAGAAGACGCGGAGAGGUUCUUCAUUCGUUACCACCUAGACUACCCUGAGGAGGAGCUGCCUUACAGAUACCAUUCCCUGGUAACCAAGUAUGGGAAGCUGGAACCACUUGCUGAGAUUGACCUCCGACCUCGCUUCGUGGCCCAGGUGGAGGUUCACUGUGAGGAAAAAGUGGAACAGCUGAGCAUCCGUUUGGACCAGACAGUAGCUGAGCUGAAGAAGCAGCUGACAACAGUGGUCCAGCUGUCCACCAACAGCAUGAGGAUCUAUUACAUCGACAAGUGCAGCGCCUUUGGUCCAGAAGAAAUGAAGUACAACACCCGGGCCCUCCACUCCUACAGCAUCCAAGACGGUGAUGAAAUACUGGUGGUACCCAAGACCAAGUGAACGGCUGCUGUCCAAAUGGAUAAUAAGAGUGACUGAUUGAUUGAUUGAUUAAUUGGAUUAUUUGUUGCCUGGUUAACUGACAUCAAAGAUAUUUGAAAAAACACACAUGGAACAGCAUCAGCUGCCCACUUUUUGGAAUGAGGAGAGCAAAACAAGAGAAUGAUGUGAGCACCGUCGUGCACAGUGGGCUGCUGGGAGGCUGUAGCUGGAAAUGCAGCCAUUAAGUCUUUAUUUAUUUCAGCUUAAUUUGAGGGCAUCCACUUGAGUAAGUAGACACAUUUGUCACACUGGGAAACAGGCUGAGAGAGUAACUCACAGUCAACUAGCAGCUUAAGCAGAAAAGAGGACGCUGCCGUACCAGCAAAGCUUCACUGCAGUUCUAUACAUGGCAUGUACCUAGCACCUGCAUAAGCAAGGAUCCAACACCACUGGCUUGCCCAAAUGUCAUGAAAACUACCCUGAUUAGCAGAAAGGCUGUGCACUUUUAGAAUGCACACACUAUCAAGAGCAGCAGCAGGAUUUUAGGCAGAAAAAUCCUGUCUAAAACACUGUUUAAUGGUGAUGAUGAAAGUAGUACUUUUCCAUUCCAUUUUGUUGUAUGGUGGUGUUUUUUGGGGGGGUUAAUUGCUAAAGUAAGAAGCUGCUGCAGCACGUUUAGAUAAUUUGUCAAAGUCCAGGAAAAAAUCUAGAAAUUAUUUCUAGAUCCAUGAUAACAAGCGAUAAGUGUGAAAUUUAUCAUAGAAUAUGCAAUUUUAAAUAGUCAUCGAAAAAUCCAGAACCAAUGAAUAGGCACAUUUUGUUAUUAAUUACAAAAGUGUACUGGACACAAGAUCUUCCAGCCGCAAUCACUGCACUGCCUUUUUGUUGAAGGCGCCCCGAUCAGACCAGUUGCAUUUCUUUGGUACUCUUGCUAGGCAACCAUCAAAUCACCAGUCAACCGUUACUUAGGUUAAAUGCCAUAGGUUUUUUUUUGUCACUCUGAGUUGAAAUUUUUUGAACUUCAUCCGUUCAGGAUGAAAAAAAAAAAAAAGAAGUGAGGUGCUCAGUAACGCAAAAGCAGCAAGCAAAACGCUUCAAUCUAAAGCAAUUACAAAAAGCCUCCCAGGCUACUAAAACAUGCUCUGUCUGAUUCGGGUCUCCUUCACCAUUCUCAGUGUGUGUGCCCUGCAGUCUUCAAGUUUCCACAUCAAACUUUUGUUAGUUGCAUAAUGCGUCAGGAUUGGCUUCCAAACUAGUUGUCAUCAUGCUUGUACAUUCACAUGCCAAACUGAAUUUUGAGGUGAGCACAGAUAAACUUUCCCACUUCAGCAGAUGCAUGUAAAAACAGUUUUCUACUGUCAAACCUGCACUGUAAAGGCCAAACAUUCAAUCAAGUGAGUGUGAAGAGUAUUUUAGGUUAUGUUUUCUUUACACUGUUAUGUGUUUUGUACAUUUGUUUUCUGGACUUGGAGAAGGCUUACAACCAUGUACCCCAGGGAGUCCUGAGGAGAGUGUUGGGUACCAAGCCAUCCAGUCCUUAUAUAACUGCAGUGAGAGCUGUGUCAGCAUUUUCAGCAGGAAGUCAAACAGGUUUUUAGUGGGUGUUAAGCUUUGCCAGUUGUCCCUUGUCAACGACUUUGUUUGCAAUUUCCACGGCUAGGAUCUCAAGGCACAGCAGGGGUGGGAGGGUGAUCGGUGUGGGGUACUCAAAAUUGCUUAUCUGUUCUUUGCAGAUGAUGCGGUUCUGUGGGGUUCAUCAGACUGUGACUUCCUGCACGCAAUGAGGCAGUUUGUAGUUGAGUGUGGAGAAGUCAGGGUGAGAGUCAGCUCAUCUGAAUCUGAGGCCAUGGUUGUCUGUCAGAAAAUGGUGGAUUGCUUCGUCUUUGUUGGGAGUGAGUUACUGCCCCAAGUGAAGGAGUUCAAGUAUCUCAGAGUGUUUAUGAGUGAGGGUGAGAGGGAGCGUGAGAUGGGCAGGCGGAUUGAUGCAAAGAGGGAGCUAAGCCAGAAGGCAAUGCUCUCAAUUUACCAGUUGAUCUAUGUUUCGGCCCUCACCUAUGGUCAUGAGCUUUGGAUAGUAGCUGAAAGAACAACAUCACAGAUUAGACAAUUAGUUUACUUGUGAGGGUCGCUGGGCGUGGAGAUGGGAUAAAGAGCUCAGACAUCUGGAGGGAGAUUGGAUUAGAACCAUUGCUCCUUCACGUUGAAAGGGGCAAAUUGAGGUGGUUCAGGUAUUUAGUAUAACCUUUCUAUUGAAAACAUCAUACAAGUGCAUGCGUUAUAAUAAUCAUCCAUCCAUUCAUCCAUUAGCUCAACCCGCUUAUCCUGAUCAUGUUAAUUGAUUUAAGCACAUUCUAGGGAAUAGUAUAAGGUUGCGAAUGUAUCGUUACCUUAUGUGUUCAUGGUCAUUUUAAGGGCACAUGGCAGCAAAGUGUUUUCAUCAAUGGAUUUUGCGUGUAUGGCUAUAUGAUUUUACAAGUUAUUGCUGUCGUUGCUGGCUUUAAAGAAAAUAGUUUUUCUUAAAAAUGUGUUUUUAAUUUUUUUGUGAUAUCAGUCAUAUUUUAUAAUUACUUUAAUUACUUGCAUAUGAUCUUGUUUUAUAGACGUUUAAAUGCUUCAUCAAUGCACUUUCAUUACAUUGAAUCUCUAAUUGUCUAAGAAUAUAAUCAGCAAUUCUUCUCAAACACAUUUCCAUUAUUCAGUUAAAUACUACUGUCUUCUACAUUUCACUCCAUUCUGCACAUAAUUACUUCCACCAAAGAUAGCUCAUUAUCAUAUUAUUGUUUUAUAAUGUGGACUAUUUACACUAUUAAUUAAUUUUAUUAUAUAACAUCACCUUGCAUAAGAGGAGCAUUGAUGCAUAAUAAUUUUUCUUAUAGCAAGCAGCUUAGCAGAGUAGGGAAUUCCUGACAGUGCACAGUGUUAGGCUGUGGACUCAGCGGAUAUUUCAAGCCACUACAUUAAAUAUUCACAUUUAGAUGCUGUUUGGAAACAAAUACCUGUUUGGGCUGUGCUCUCAGUUUUAUCCACUGUUGAUAGAAAAAUCCGCUCAGUGUGCUUUGGCCUCUUUUUACAGUGUUUUUACCUUCCAAAUGCAUUAAUAUCUCAAUUAUGUAGAUGCAACACUAUUUCCCCCCUUACUUUUACAAUUUACCAAUGUUUAUUUUACAACACUACUGCUAUACUUGAAUACUAGAUGGUGUGAUAUAAGCAGAGAAUGUGGUGGCAGCAAUGGCGUAGCAAUGACACACAGCAGGUUAGAUGAAGAGAACUUUGUCACGGUGUAGUGCUGAAUAAUUGUUAGCGUCGCUUGAACCACAGCCAUAGAAUCCAGCUAAACUGAUAUUAUUGUUUUAGUGUCUGUGCUGCUAAUCAGUGUUAGAUUUGUUUGAAGUGUGAGAACAUGCGAUUGCUUUCAGAGUGGGUGAUAUUUUGGUAUGCAUGUUAUUAAUUGGUUUUACAUGUUUUAUGCGAGGAAAGUGGUCACUAUGCCUGCUUAAAGAUUUAUGGAAUGAGGAACUUGAUUGAACUUUGUUUUCAACAAAACCCAAGAAAAUAUUAUAAGUCUUGAUGUAAAUUUAUUGUUUACCUGUUGAAUUCAUCCAGAUUUAGUUUGUAGAAGAACAAUAUGUUAUCACGUUGUUUAUUGUGUCUAUUAUUUACUAUCCAACCUGAAAAUAUUGGCUAAGUCCUUUUAUAGACCCUGAAAAUUUGAUUGAAUUGAAUUGAAUUGAUUUAAGUGUUUCUCUGUACCAUUAAAGAUUCAUGACUAAUAAAGCAACAGAUAAAAUUAAAGUUAGAAACAAUCUAUAGCUAUUAUUUAUUGAGGGUUUAAAAAAAAAAAACUCAGGUAAUUUGCUUCAUCAAGAUUUGAUUGACAGUGGCCUGGCAACAAAAACAACCAUCAUUAUUCAACAAUUUCAUUAAUUUCAAUCUUGCAUGAGAGUUAGAUAAGAAGAACAAUACUUCUCUCUUAUCUGCCUGCUAAAAAUAAAGCUACUGUAAACAGCCAGGGGACAGUUUUCUUAGCAUGAAACUGGAAACAGCGGAAAACAGCUAGCUAGUUCUGUCCAAAGUUAACUAAAUCUGCCUACCAGCACCUCUAAAGCUCACUUACUAACAUGUUAUUUUGUUUGAAUAAUCCAUAUAAAACGUACUGUAUGUGUAAAUACUACGGUUUUUGUGCUGGAUGGGCCAAUUUUUUUGGUGCACCUUCUAGAGUCUCUACUUUAAAAUCUUUUGACACAAAAUAGUUUGUGGUAACAGUCCCCUGUUACCACAACUUGGCAUUCAUACACUUACUAGUGAGCUUUAGAAGUACACAUUGGUGGACGUUUUUACUUUCUGACAGAGUCAGGCAGGCUGUUUCUCCCUUUUUCAAGUUUUUGUUGUGCUAAGCUAAACUAAUAGACUGCUGGCUGUAGCUACGAAUGUAGUGUACAAGAUUAGUAGGAAUAUUCUCAUCUGAUUCACUGCCAGACAUUAAAUAAGCAUAUUUCUAUGACUUUCAAACUGUUUUUUUCAAAGAAGCCCUCGGUGGUUUCAAAAUGCAUUCUUAAAAUAAUUUAGGAAUUCAUGAAUUGAAGAAGUCAAAUGAUUCCUGAAGGGUAAAUAAUUUGAUUAAGUUUGAAAGGUUUGACCUUUAAACUUAAUCAGGUCUAACCUAUUAUCUCUCUCUCCUCAAAACCAGUGCAGUCUGUUAAUGUUGUAAUAAGAAAUUGAAAAAGAUAAUGAAUACAUUGAAAAGCUCUGUAUUUCAUUUGCUUAGUUAAAUACUCAACACAUAAUGCUAGACACCUGGCAGCUUCGGUACAGCCCAUCCUGUUUUAAAUAGAGACAUGUGAAACUAAAUAGAUACUUGCAUCUCUGGAUAUAUCAGUAAAUGCACUGCUUGAGUCAUCAUCUGCCUCUAGUGCACCAGAUCUUAUGUGGAUCUCAGAAGGCUAUAUUUGUCUUUAAUUAUAGUGUUAUAUAUUUUGGUUGGACUGAAUUUGCAGGAUGUCUAGAUUUCAACCCCGCUCAGACUAAUACACCAGUAUUUAAGCUAAUCAUUCACUCAACUAUGUAUAACACAGGAGUGUUCAUAAUAUGUGGCAAUUAAAGCAUUAUCUUUUCUUUGUAGGAACAAAUAUGUAAUACAUAAAAGCAUUAAUGGAACCGAAUGAGUCACCUUUCUUAUAUUAGCAUAUGUAGAGAAAGAUCUAUUACUGAAUGGUAAUAAAUGACUCCCUCCUCA
Molecule: messenger RNA, 6982 nt
Organism: Etheostoma cragini (Arkansas darter)
Lineage: Eukaryota; Metazoa; Chordata; Actinopteri; Perciformes; Percidae
Product: tubulin-specific chaperone cofactor E-like protein
Exons: 10
Coding region: 481-1770 (429 amino acids)
Biological process (GO): protein folding
Molecular function (GO): alpha-tubulin binding
Source: RefSeq, a predicted model, not a curated record